UGUUUUCUUUGCAGUAAUGCUUAUCGUCUGGUUGAUCACUUCUGCUUCUUAUAAUAUAGCUCGAUAUUGGUGUGGUGAGAUAGGAGGAGAGCCCCUGCAAUCAAUCCUCACUGAAUUUGUUGCCAGCAACCUACUGGAACAAGCAUCAGAUAUAAAUUUAGUGCAAUUUUCUAUCAAAACCAAGCUUUCCAGGGAUAAAAGAUCCCUUUUUCACAACAUAACAUGCCUCGGGCAGCCGAUGCUAUCCAUGAUGAUGGAGGCUCUGUCAAGAUCGGUGCCACUGGCACAAUUGGCACCCUGAUGACUCGAGAAUUAGAAUCCCCAAAGCAUUCAGAACAAACUUCUUCCACUCGAAGAAAACAGCAAACAGUUCCUGUCUCCAUACCCUGUGGUGCUAAUCCUAGGAGAGCAUUGCAAAGGAGAAACCAAACAAAUGAACAUGGCAGUAUCCGAAGAAGUAGCGGUGGUAGCAAUUCUGAGCAAGCACAUUGUUCAAAUCAUGCACGACGAAAUGGACACCGAGCUCCAAUGCUAAGAUCCGAUGAUAAUCCUGUAAACCGAAAUAUGGACACCGAUAGGAUUGGAAAGAAAGCUUACACUGUGGAAAUAGUAGAUCUAAAAUGCAGCAAUCCCAUGAGCAGCCAGCUCAAGAAGCUCGGCUUCUCCAAGCUUUCUGUUUCCACCUCCUAGUCCUCAGACAGCUUCUUUCCAUCAGUCCUCAAGUUCCUAUAGCCAAUUCCAGCAAUCCUCUCAAUAAGGCUUGUGUCAGUGGCAUCCGUUGCAGAACAGAUACUGGGAAGGAAUCCUCCACUGGCUGCUGCUGCUGCUGCCUUCUUUUUCUUCUUGUGA
This is a messenger RNA of Musa acuminata AAA Group (dessert banana), 849 nucleotides long. RefSeq lists its product as uncharacterized. The coding region runs from base 223 to 690 and encodes 155 amino acids. NCBI's taxonomy places the organism in Eukaryota, Viridiplantae, Streptophyta, Magnoliopsida, Zingiberales, Musaceae. The transcript is spliced from 2 exons. The record is from RefSeq and is a predicted model, not a curated record.